GCGGCGGGGCGGUUGCUGCUGCCGGCGGAGUGGGACAGGCGGUGGGCAUGGAGCUGGGCGCGGUGCUGGAGGCCGUGGAAGGGCGCGGUGGUGCCGAGGCUGUGGAGCGCGUCCUGGCACGGUUCAACGAGGAGAACCGGACUAUUUUCGUAUUUGAUCCAGCAGAUGAAGACAAAAGAAAGAAACUGUGUGAGGGAAUCCUAAACAUCCUUGAAAAAGACACAAAAACUUCACAUCAAGUUGCCUGCCUGGAGGCCCUCCGGAUUCUCUCGAGAGACAAGAAGGUUUUAGUGCCUGUAACCACGAAGAGGAACAUGCAGAUCCUUAUGAGGCUAGCAAAGCUGGACACUGUGGGAGAUCCUUUGGAGAGAGUGUCUGAGUUUCCUGUUAUAGUAGAAGCUUUAAAAUGCCUCUGUAACAUAAUUUUCAAUAGUGCUGUUGCACAGAAGCUCAGUUUGGAACUGAAUCUUGCAGCUAUGCUCUGCAGUCUUCUGGAAAAAUGCAAGGACCAACAGUUUGUUGAUGACAUUAAAUGCUUUGAUUUACGUCUCCUCUUCCUCUUGUCACUCCUACACACAGACAUUAGAUCACAGUUGCGUCAGGAACUACAAGGGGUGCAAGUUUUGACUCAGGCUUUGGAAAGUUCCCUGAGUGUAAGAUGGAUGGAAGAAUAUAAAGCAGCAGAAGAUCGUGACAGGCCUCCCCUCUCUUUGCAGGAGACAGAUUGUGCCAUUGAGGCACUAAAGGCUCUUUUUAAUGUAACACUUGACAGUUGGAAUGUCCACAGUAAGAAUGAAUCUCAUCAAUUUCGUUACAUGGCUGCCAUCCUUCGACACUGCUUGUUAACCACGGGCCCUACUGAAGACAAAACUGAAGAGCUGCACAGCAAUGCAAUCAACCUCUUAAGCAAUGUUCCUGUCUCUUGCCUGGAUGUUCUUAUUAGUCCAUCAUCCCAAGAGGAAACAGAUAUAAAAUACAAUGGUAUGAAUAUGGGAGCAAUUCAGAUUUUACUGGAUUUUAUGGAGAAGAGAAUAGACAAGGGAAGCAGCUAUAGAGAAGGUCUGACUCCAGUUCUCAGUUUAUUAACUGAAUGCUGCCGAACUCAUAGGAAUAUCAGGAAGUUUAUUAAAGCUCAGGUACUGCCUCCAUUAAGAGAUGUAUCAAACCGUCCAGAAGUUGGCACAACAGUGAGAAACAAGCUUGUGCGCCUUAUGACACAUGUUGACCUUGGAGUAAAGCAAAUUGCAGCAGAAUUUCUUUUUGUUCUUUGUAAAGAGAGAGUUGACAGCUUGUUAAAAUAUACAGGCUAUGGUAAUGCGGCAGGAUUGCUGGCAGCGAGGGGCCUGUUGGCAGGAGGAAGAGGAGAGCAUUGGUACUCUGAUGAUGAAGAUACAGAUACAGAAGAAUACAAAUCUGCUAAGCCAAACAUUAACCUUAUCACCGGUCACUUAGAAGAGCCAGUGCCCAAUCCAAUGGAUGAAAUGACAGAAGAACAAAAAGAAUACGAAGCUAUGAAGCUUGUCAACAUGUUUGAUAAACUGUACAGAGAUGAGCUUAUAAAACCAAUGGGAGUGCGGCCGGAUGGGACAAUGGCUCCUUUGGAAGAAGCAGUCAACCAGUACCAUACCAACAAGCAGGACAGUUCAGAUUCAGACUAAAGCAUCACCUGCUUCACUCUCAAUUCUCCUCUAAUCCACACUUUCCUUAGGGCCAUAGCAUCUUUUAUCUAGACAUUUUGUCCUCACAUUAGCCAGCAUUACUUAAAUAUUCCAAUAAUAGAACAGUUACAAUGGGACAUGGAGUGUAAUGUCUGAAUUUUUAUCAUGUCUGUUGAAAGAACAUACCAGUUUAUUAGCUUAUGAUUUUAUUAACUUAAAACUAAAUGUAUUUCAAAGCCUACAAUGUAAGAUCGAAACACUUAAUUUUCCAGAACAUCUUUUCUGAACUCUGUAGAUUUUCCCAGUCUUGGUAUUUUUUUUUUUUUUUGGGGGGGGGGGGAGGGAGGUGUUUGAGUUUUUUUUGGUUGACCUUUUUCUAAUUAUUAUUAUUAUUCACUUGCCAGUCUCUCCCUUUAUAUAAUUGUAAUUAAAGAGGUGUGUUUGCUUAAUGACAUUAGGAGCAGAGGGCAUUUAAACUUGGAAGUCUUAUUGACCUUGUGAAGCUUUUUUAACUGGCAUUCAGCAGUGAUUCAGAAGUACCCUUUUUAAAAUGUGAUUAGAUUGUUUUUAUUGCUACAUCCUUCUGUGUUUCAGCUGCUGCUUAGGAUUUUACCCAUGUGUCAGUCCCUGACUGCUGCUAAAAUGAUCUUUAAAUUGGGAACAAGAUGAUGGAUUUGUAUGUCCUCCCUCCUCUCCUCCAUUAAGACUACACAAAUAUGCCUCCCACCUCCCAUAUCUGGUUGAAAAUAGCAUUCAAGUCCGUACACAUCAGUGUUGCCAUGAAUGGGACUGGACUAAAGUGAAGUGCAUCUGCAAGUGUUUUACUGAAUUGGGGCUUACUUUUGGAGAUUAAUGAGUAUACCUCACUGGAGGGGAGGUCAAACUAAUCAAAGAAAUAUUUCCUCUUAGGUAGAAUAUAGGAUGCAAUGGGGUAUAGAAUGAGUAGGUGGGAAGGAGAAGAAAGUGGUACUUUCAACUCUGUAUUCUUUAAAAACAAAGAUUAAAGGUUUCGGCAUGCUGCA
This is a messenger RNA of Pogoniulus pusillus (Red-fronted tinkerbird), 2680 nucleotides long. It is a transcript of the gene RIC8B, whose product is annotated as RIC8 guanine nucleotide exchange factor B. NCBI's taxonomy places the organism in Eukaryota, Metazoa, Chordata, Aves, Piciformes, Lybiidae. Gene Ontology annotation, biological process: G protein-coupled receptor signaling pathway. The record is from RefSeq and is a predicted model, not a curated record. Bases 48 to 1658 code for a protein of 536 amino acids. Gene Ontology annotation, molecular function: guanyl-nucleotide exchange factor activity; G-protein alpha-subunit binding. Gene Ontology annotation, cellular component: plasma membrane; cytoplasm. The transcript has 10 exons.